This is a messenger RNA of Perkinsus marinus ATCC 50983, 1281 nucleotides long. Its product is annotated as 2-aminoethylphosphonate--pyruvate aminotransferase, putative. Gene Ontology annotation, biological process: organic phosphonate catabolic process. The transcript is spliced from 12 exons. Lineage: Eukaryota; Perkinsozoa; Perkinsida; Perkinsidae. The coding region runs from base 1 to 1281 and encodes 426 amino acids. The record is from RefSeq and is a predicted model, not a curated record. Gene Ontology annotation, molecular function: 2-aminoethylphosphonate:pyruvate transaminase activity.
AUGUCCCUGUUGAUACGCGCGUCGCAGAUCACUCCUCUAGCCACGAAGAUAGCGGCCUCCUCCUAUCGUCUUCCGGUGGCUUGGACGCAACGUGCGAACUCAGCUGCUACUUUCGCUACGACUGUGCAGAAGAGAGGAGUGCCCUUGCUAUUCACACCAGGGCCGCUGACCACCACUGCGAGGGUUAAAGAGGCGAUGUUGGUCGACUUGGGCAGUAGAGAUACAAGGUUCAUGAAUGUCCUUGCCAAUAUUCGGAGCGGUUUAUUAGCUCUAGGAGGCGUAUCACAGGAGGAGGGCUAUGAAUGCGUUAUAGUGCAAGGAGCUGGCUCACACGGUAUAGAGGCUGUCUUGGGCACCAGUGUACCGAGGAAAGGGGGCAAGUUGCUCAUUCUCUCGAAUGGAGCAUACGGCAUGAGGCAGGCCCAGAUAUGUGAGUACCUCGGAAUCGAGUAUAACCUGAUAGAUUUCACCGAUCGGAAGCCUGUUGACGUUACUGCACUAGAGCAAGCUCUUGCCGAGGACUCCUCCUUCACGCAUGUUGGUAUGGUUCAUCAUGAAACCACCGCUGGUGUAAUUAAUGACGUCAAGAGUGUCGGGCAGUUUUUGGCUAGCGAGUAUCCCAAGGUUGAGCUCGUCGUUGACGCUAUGUCAAGCAUGGGCGCCUACGAGCUUCCCUUGAAGGACUGGAAUGUCAGUUACGCUGUCUCCAGUGCCAACAAGUGUAUCGAGGGAGUUCCGGGCUUCUGCUUCGCCUUGUGUAAGCGUUCGAGUCUGCUCGCGGCUGAGGGCAAUGCAAGGAGCUUUUGUAUGGACCUCUACGCUCAGUGGAAGGGUCUUGAAACGACAGGCCAAUUUCGAUUCACUCCGCCAACCCACGUUAUUUUGGCUUUCAACGAGGCCUUGAAGGAGUGGGAAGAGGAGGGAGGCGUAGAAGGGAGGUUUGGACGAUAUAAGCAGAACUAUGAUAUUAUAUGUGCCGGUAUGGAGGAAAUGGGUUUUCAAUACUACGUUGAGUCGCAAUGGAGGGGAGUUAUCAUCACAACCUUCAUGCAACCAGCUCACGUGCCAGGUUGGGACUUUGAUAGGUUCUACAGAUUCCUCGGUGAUAGAGGUUUGGUUAUAUACCCGGGCAAGCUGGCUAGCGGUCUGUCGUUCAGACUCGGGACCAUUGGGAGGAUAUCUCCGGACGACUGUCGUGAUUUGAUCGACGCAAUAAGAGACGCCCUGAGGGAUAUGGACAUCUCUACCCCUAUCCCACCGCCGUUGACCUCCUCUUCGUGA